UGGACGUCGGUGCGCCGCGCCGCGCACUGUGUGACCCGCUGGCCUUCCGGAAGGAAGCCAGGAACCCUGGGUAUGGCGGCCGUGGCGGAGCAGUGGGUGCUGGUGGAGAUGGUACAGGCGCUCUAUGAGGCUCCUGCUUACCAUCUUAUUUUGGAAGGAAUUCUAAUACUUUGGAUAAUCAGACUUCUUUUCUCUAAAACUUACAAACUACAAGAACGAUCUGAUCUUACAGUCAAGGAAAAGGAAGAAUUGAUUGAAGAGUGGCAACCAGAACCUCUUGUUCCUACUGUUUCAAAAGACCAUCCUGCUCUCAACUACAACAUCGUUUCAGGCCCACCAAGCCACAAAAUUGUGGUGAAUGGAAAAGAAUGCAUAAACUUUGCCUCAUUUAACUUUCUUGGAUUGUUGGAUAACCCUAGGGUCAAGGCAGCAGCUUUGGCGUCUCUAAAGAAGUAUGGUGUGGGGACUUGUGGACCUAGAGGGUUUUAUGGCACAUUUGAUGUGCAUUUGGAUUUAGAAGACCGCCUGGCAAAAUUUAUGAAGACAGAAGAAGCCAUUAUAUACUCAUACGGAUUCGCUACCAUAGCCAGUGCUAUUCCUGCUUACUCUAAGAGAGGGGACAUUGUGUUUGUAGAUAAAGCAGCCUGCUUUGCUAUUCAGAAAGGAUUACAGGCAUCACGUAGUGACAUUAAGUUGUUUAAGCAUAAUGAUAUGGCUGACCUGGAGCGACUACUAAAAGAACAAGAAAUUGAAGAUCAAAAGAAUCCUCGCAAGGCUCGUGUAACUCGCCGUUUCAUUGUAGUUGAAGGGUUGUAUAUGAACACUGGAACUCUUUGUCCUCUUCCAGAAUUGGUUAAGUUAAAGUACAAAUACAAAGCAAGGAUCUUUCUGGAAGAAAGUCUUUCAUUUGGAGUCCUGGGGGAGCAUGGCCGAGGAGUCACAGAACAUUUUGGAAUCAGUAUUGAUGAUAUUGAUCUUAUCAGUGCCAAUAUGGAGAAUUCGCUUGCUUCUAUUGGGGGUUUCUGCUGUGGCAGGUCUUUUGUAAUUGACCAUCAGCGACUUUCUGGCCAGGGAUACUGCUUCUCAGCCUCCCUGCCUCCGCUGCUAGCCGCUGCUGCCAUCGAAGCCCUCAACAUCAUGGAGGAGAGCCCAGGUAUUUUUGCGAUGUUGAUGGAAAAGUGCAAACGAAUUCAUAAAGCUUUACAAGGCAUUUCCGGAUUAAAAGUAGUGGGGGAGCCACUUUCUCCAGCGUUUCACCUGCAGCUAGAAGAGAGCACUGGGUCUCGAGAACAAGAUGUUAAACUGCUCCAGGAAAUUGUAAAUAAAUGCAUGGACAGAAGCAUCGCUUUAACUCAGGCACGCUACUUAGAGAAAGAAGAGAAGUGCCUCCCUCCUCCAAGACCAUGCUGAAAUGAACAAGUAAUUCUGAAGUGUACCUAUGUGCAUCUCCACAAGAAUUUCUGCCAUGCUGAUUUCUGGAACUGCAAUAAGAGUCAAAGCAUUUGCAAAAUCUUCCUUUUAAGAGACAGCAGCAAAUGUUUUAUCAGGUAACUAUAACACAACUAUUUUUUCUUUCUAUUCUUGAAUUUGUUAGUUCUUUCUCUCUACACCUGUUUCAAAUGUUUAUGCUGUCAAAUAUUCCAACCUCUUCCAUUAUAGCCUGGAAGAAUUGCCUUGCUUAAAAGGGUGUCCCCACCCCAGAAUUAUAAGAACAUCCCUUCCUCUUCAAACACUUCUUCCUAUGGAUUCAUAGCUGCUUGGUGAGCUAUUUUGUCUUCUCUUGGUCAAUACCAAAACUUUCUAACCAUGUAGGUUUCUAGUAUGUUUCCAUGUCUGAUAGAAAAAUUUCCUACCUUCCUCUUUUACAAAAAAAUUCUCAGCGAUUCUUAUAUUUCUCUCCCAAAAGAAUGUUAAAGUCAACUUAUCAUGUUAAAAUUGACCUGGUUAUGCUGCACUAUAACUCCCCCGAACAUUGCUGAAGGAGACAUGAACGCUCUCAGGUGCAAAGUGCCUGGGAGGGCACAUGCUCCACCCAGCCGUGUAGACAGGAACCUCCUCUGGACACAAGACGAGAAAGACCACAGAAGCGACUGUUUAUUCAUCUACACCCCCAACCACCCACAGAAGGCUCUAGAAGAGGUAAGAAGCAUCCCAUUCUCAGGCUCCCUGGAAGCAUUAGGAAGCAACCUGGGCCCUGGGCCCAGAGAAUACCUCCCAGAUGGUGGAGGCUCCUCUGCCUAGAACACCUGAUGGAACAGGAAAAGGGCGCACAGAGCACAGACCCCAGAGGGUGCCCAAAGGCACCUCCGCCUAUCCUCUUCACACCUGCCCAGCUCCUGGUGCCUUCCGGCUACCAGAUAUCAGCUCCUGGAAGACAACACUUGAUUGGAGACCUGCAACAUACCAGACACUGUCUUCCGCAGUUUGUAAUCCUCAGUGAAUCCCGGUGACAUGCAUAUUAUUGACACUCACAUGUUGUGGCUGAGAAAACUGAGGCACAGAGAGAACCAGUGACUUGCCCAUUGUCACACAACAUGGUGUGAUGGAGAAUCUGGGUAAGAGCCCCUGCAGUUUGUUUGUGUCUAAGCCCUUAUGCACCUGUCACCACCUCAUGCAGCUUCUCACGCAAGAUCACAUUAGCACUGCAUUCUCUCUGUUGACCAUACAUGUCUGAGAAUCUUGAGAAUGUUUGGUGUCCAUUUUUGACAUACAUAUCUACAAAGCAUGAUGUUCAGCUAAUGUUAAUGGUAGCUUUCCCCAAGUGCUCAAAUUUGGAAAAAUGGCAGCUUCUUUGACAUUUUUCUGGCAUUACUUAUAAAUUCAGUCAUAUACUUAUUUUAUUUUCAGAAAGAAUAGAAUUCAUAUUCAAAAGGAAAAUGCUUUGGGGACUGUAAGGCACUUUAGAAAUAGAAGAUUUAUUGGUUUAUAUUUUAUGCACUCUCACUUUUGUAUUUCAUAUCUAUUUCAUUCUCUAAUUUUUCUCCUUAAUGUACUUUUAUAUUGUAACCUUCUAGAAGUGUCUUAUAGAGCAAAAUGGCAUCUGUACUUUGCUAUAUAAGAUUUAAUAGAUCUGGCUUUUAUUUGGUAAAAUAAACACUUAUCUUUAU
Manis pentadactyla (Chinese pangolin) is the source of this 3107-nucleotide messenger RNA. It is a transcript of the gene SPTLC1, whose product is annotated as serine palmitoyltransferase long chain base subunit 1. Gene Ontology annotation, biological process: sphingosine biosynthetic process; ceramide biosynthetic process. Bases 73 to 1410 code for a protein of 445 amino acids. Gene Ontology annotation, cellular component: endoplasmic reticulum. The transcript is spliced from 15 exons. Lineage: Eukaryota; Metazoa; Chordata; Mammalia; Pholidota; Manidae. The record is from RefSeq and is a predicted model, not a curated record. Gene Ontology annotation, molecular function: pyridoxal phosphate binding; serine C-palmitoyltransferase activity.